AUGCCUCCUGCUCUCAGCGAUGAAGAGACUUCUGACGUUGGUGAAUUCGCCACGCCUCCACCAACUACCAGAAAGAAAUCGACCUCAGCUGCGGUGUCGGAUAAGUUCGAAGAUACCAAGCCAGAAGAUGAAUCAGAUGGGGAUGGGGAUGGGGAUGGGGAUGGGGAUGGAGACGAAGACGACGAGGACCUUGACGAGGACGAGUUUGUUGUCGAAGCGAUCAAAAAGCACUUUGUCGAUGAAGACGGUACUUUGAAAUUCCAAGUGAAGUGGGAAGGAUAUGAAGCCAAGCAGGAUAUGACAUGGGAACCAGAGGAGAACCUUCGAGAAUCUGCUCAAGAAAUCCUUGAUCAGUAUUUCGAGCAAUUUGGAGGGCGAGAGAAGCUUUUUCAACAGACUGAGACCGCUGCCAAAACUAAGAAGCGCCGCCGAGCGACCAACGGCACGCCCAGCACCGCUACUCCGACGACCACAACAAAGCGAUCCCGACGAGGCAAUACACAUCCUGCCAACUCCACACCACCUGCCACGUCCAAGCCGUGGAGCCCACCCGCCGGGUCCUGGGAGGAUGAAAUUGAAUCAAUUGAGGUUGAGGAGGACGAGAACCGAGGCAAGAUCAUUGUCUACCUGAGAUGGAACAAUGGCAAGAAGACCAAGCACGACACUGAAGUGGUCUACAGAAAGUGUCCGCAGAAGAUGCUUCGCUUUUACGAACGUCACCUUAAGAUCGAGAGAAGUGAGAAUAAGGCCCUUGCUGAAGGAGUUUAG
Molecule: messenger RNA, 768 nt
Organism: Fusarium coffeatum
Lineage: Eukaryota; Fungi; Ascomycota; Sordariomycetes; Hypocreales; Nectriaceae
Exons: 6
Coding region: 1-768 (255 amino acids)
Biological process (GO): negative regulation of transcription by RNA polymerase II; chromatin organization
Cellular component (GO): pericentric heterochromatin; nucleus
Molecular function (GO): chromatin binding
Source: RefSeq, a predicted model, not a curated record